Messenger RNA from Peromyscus eremicus (cactus mouse), 3525 nucleotides. It is a transcript of the gene Prkd1, whose product is annotated as protein kinase D1. Lineage: Eukaryota; Metazoa; Chordata; Mammalia; Rodentia; Cricetidae. The record is from RefSeq and is a predicted model, not a curated record. Gene Ontology annotation, molecular function: ATP binding; protein serine/threonine kinase activity. The transcript is spliced from 19 exons. Gene Ontology annotation, biological process: protein phosphorylation. The coding region runs from base 1 to 2757 and encodes 918 amino acids.
AUGAGCGCCCCUCAGCUGCUGCGACCGCCCAGCCCGCUGCUGCCCGCUGCGGCCGCCGUGGCCGCCGCCGCCGCCGCGCUGGUCCCCGGCUCCGGGCCCGCGCCCUUCCCGGCGCCCGGGGCGGCCCCGGCGGGGGGCAUCUCCUUCCAUCUGCAGAUCGGCCUGAGCCGCGAGCCGGUGCUGCUGCUGCAGGACUCGUCUGGCGACUACAGCCUGGCGCAUGUCCGCGAGAUGGCUUGCUCCAUCGUGGACCAGAAGUUCCCCGAAUGUGGUUUCUAUGGACUGUAUGAUAAGAUCCUGCUUUUCCGUCAUGAACCUACCUCUGAAAACAUCCUUCAGCUGGUGAAAACGGCAAGUGAUAUCCAGGAAGGAGAUCUUAUUGAAGUGGUCCUGUCAGCUUCGGCCACCUUGGAAGACUUCCAGAUCCGGCCCCAUGCUCUCUUCGUUCAUUCAUACAGAGCCCCGGCUUUCUGUGAUCACUGUGGAGAAAUGCUGUGGGGGCUGGUGCGCCAAGGCCUUAAGUGUGAAGGAUGUGGUCUGAAUUACCAUAAGAGAUGUGCAUUUAAAAUCCCCAACAAUUGCAGUGGUGUGAGAAGGAGAAGGCUCUCCAAUGUUUCCCUCACGGGGGUCAGUACUGUCCGCACAUCAUCUGCUGAGUUCUCCACCAGUGCCCCUGAUGAGCCUCUACUGUCUCCUGUGAGCCCUGGCUUUGAGCAAAAGUCACCAUCAGAGUCAUUCAUUGGUCGCGAGAAGAGGUCAAAUUCGCAAUCAUACAUUGGACGGCCAAUUCAGCUUGACAAGAUUUUGAUGUCUAAGGUGAAGGUGCCGCACACCUUUGUCAUCCAUUCCUACACUCGGCCCACAGUAUGCCAGUUCUGCAAAAAGCUUCUCAAGGGCCUCUUCCGGCAAGGCUUGCAGUGCAAAGAUUGCAGAUUCAACUGUCACAAACGCUGUGCACCGAAAGUACCAAACAACUGCUUGGGUGAAGUGACCAUCAAUGGAGAUUUGCUUAGCCCUGGGGCGGAGUCUGAUGUGGUUAUGGAAGAAGGAAGUGAUGACAAUGACAGCGAGCGGAACAGUGGACUCAUGGAUGACAUGGAGGAGGCCCUGGUCCAGGAUGCCGAGAUGGCUAUGGCAGAGGGCCAGAGUGAUGGUGCAGAGAUGCAGGAUCCAGACGCAGACCAGGAGGACUCCAACAGGACCAUCAGCCCUUCGACAAGCAACAACAUCCCCCUCAUGCGGGUGGUGCAGUCUGUCAAGCACACGAAGCGGAGAAGCAGCACGGUGAUGAAAGAAGGCUGGAUGGUCCAUUACACCAGCAAGGACACACUGCGGAAAAGGCAUUACUGGAGGUUGGACAGCAAGUGCAUCACGCUCUUUCAAAAUGACACAGGAAGCCGGUACUACAAGGAAAUUCCUUUAUCAGAAAUUUUAUGUCUGGAACCUGCCAAACCUUCAGAAUUAAUUCCCAUUGGAGCCAAUCCUCACUGUUUUGAAAUCACCACAGCAAAUGUAGUGUAUUAUGUGGGAGAAAAUGUGGUCAACCCUUCAAGCCCUCCGCCGAACAACAGUGUUUUCACCAGCGGCAUUGGUGCAGAUGUGGCCAGGAUGUGGGAGGUGGCCAUUCAGCAUGCGCUCAUGCCUGUCAUCCCCAAGGGCUCCUCUGUGGGCUCAGGAACCAACAUACAUAAAGAUAUUUCCGUGAGCAUUUCAGUUUCAAAUUGCCAGAUUCAGGAAAAUGUGGACAUCAGCACUGUCUAUCAGAUUUUUCCUGAUGAAGUUCUGGGUUCUGGACAGUUUGGAAUUGUUUAUGGAGGUAAACAUCGUAAAACAGGAAGAGAUGUAGCUAUUAAAAUUAUUGACAAAUUAAGAUUUCCAACAAAACAAGAAAGUCAGCUUCGUAAUGAGGUUGCAAUUUUACAGAACCUUCAUCACCCUGGUGUUGUAAAUUUGGAGUGUAUGUUUGAGACGCCUGAAAGAGUGUUUGUUGUUAUGGAAAAACUCCAUGGAGACAUGCUGGAGAUGAUCUUGUCAAGUGAAAAGGGCAGGUUGCCAGAACACAUAACGAAGUUUUUAAUUACUCAGAUACUAGUGGCUCUGCGGCAUCUUCAUUUUAAAAACAUUGUUCACUGUGACCUCAAGCCGGAAAAUGUGUUGCUGGCAUCGGCCGAUCCUUUCCCUCAGGUGAAACUUUGUGAUUUUGGUUUUGCCCGGAUCAUUGGAGAGAAGUCUUUCCGGAGGUCAGUGGUGGGUACCCCAGCCUAUCUGGCACCUGAGGUUCUGAGGAACAAGGGCUAUAAUCGCUCUCUAGACAUGUGGUCUGUUGGGGUCAUCAUCUACGUGAGCCUCAGUGGCACCUUCCCUUUUAAUGAAGAUGAAGACAUCCACGAUCAGAUCCAGAAUGCAGCCUUCAUGUACCCACCCAAUCCUUGGAAGGAGAUUUCUCAUGAAGCCAUUGAUCUUAUCAAUAAUUUGCUGCAAGUGAAAAUGAGAAAGCGCUACAGUGUGGAUAAAACCUUGAGUCACCCUUGGCUACAGGACUAUCAGACCUGGUUAGAUUUACGAGAGCUGGAAUGCAAGAUUGGAGAACGCUAUAUUACCCACGAAAGCGACGACUCGAGGUGGGAACAGUAUGCGGGCGAGCAGGGGCUGCAGUACCCUGCACACCUGAUCAGUCUGAGCACGAGCCACAGCAACAGUCCUGAGGCUGAAGAGAGGGAGAUGAAAGCCCUCAGUGAGCGUGUCAGCAUCCUCUGAUUCCAUCCUCUCUAAUCUGUCAAAACACUGUGGAAUUAAUAAAUACAUACGGUCAGGUUUAACAUUUGCCUUGCAGAACUGCCAUUAUUUUCUGUCAGAUGAGAACAAAGCUGUUAAACUGUUAGCACUGUUGAUGUAUCUGAGUUGCCAAGACAAAUCAACAGAAGCAUUUGUAUUUUGUGUGACCAACUGUGUUGUAUUAACAAAAGUUCCCAGAAACACUAAACUUGUUAUUGUGGAUGAUUUAUGUUAUAUUUAAUACAUUAAACCUGUCUCCACUGUGCCUUUGCAAAUCAGUGUUUUUCCUACCAGAGCCUCAUUUUUGGUAAGAGGCAGCACCUAUUCAUGAUAUCGUUGUGUUUGGUGAGCCCCAUCGAUGGUGGUGUUAUAAGCAAACUCUUGAGGAGUAGAUAAUUUGCUGGUGUUCUGUGAACAACUCAAAAUGCAUUGGGGUGUGUGAGGAGGUGAAAGAUGGGGAGAAGGCAUCUAAAGUCCUGCGACUGAGUUACAGGAAAACAGUCUUACUGUGUGAUUUCAAACCGCUGCCUGUCUGGUGUGCCUCGGUGUAUUUAAACUCCAGUAAGUGCCCCUCAAUAUGUGGAGCUAUUGCUCUAAGCCUAAAUGCCUUAGAAUGUAAACUGCUAUACAUACCAGAUGCAUUUCUUCCUUUCUUACAAUACUAGCUGUAUUACAGAAAACCAGCAACUCAGCAAAUGUUGGCCUUUUGUGUAUUUUUUCAAUAAUAAGAAAUAAAUAUUCUUCUCAAAA